AUGACACGCUUCUCUGGCGUCUCUUCAGGCUGCAGCGACUCUCGUCUUUGCUGGUUUUGAGCUCGAUUUUUAGCCUUAAAAAUCAGAAGUCAGAUGAGUUAAUAAUCAUGUUUGACAUGUCUUUUCUCAAAAACUUACUGAUUUCUUCAAUUUUUCAUAUUGGAAUGAUUUUUAGGCUCAACGCCAAUUCGAUCCUGGAAGAAGAUCAAAAACGGGUGCUGGCCGAGUUGGCGGCCCUGACGGAGCCCGAACUCGCCGUCCUCAACAACUCGAACCCGGAGCUCAGCGAAUUAUCGAUCGACGUCCUCAAAGCCUAUCUUUCUUUCCUGAUCCGCAACGGCAGUGAAGUAGAAUUGAGAGCAAGAAAACAUUUUUAUGAGUUAAUCUGGUCAGAACGAGCAGCUGAGCCGUCGGGUGAUCGAGCUGGCCUUCUCGAAAUACAUCAUGGGCGAGGGAAUGAACAUCGACGGAGACGGAGAAGACGAGACGGAGUUCGUCGAGUACCGCAAGGACCUCAGAAGCCUGCUCAAUGUCAUCGGAACCAAGGUGAGGGAAAACAGGAUUUUUAAAGGGGGAAAGGAUUUUUCUAGUUAUUCUAGUUGAAGUACUCUAACUUUGGCUCAUUUUAUUUAUGUUUCUAGUGAUUUUAACCUCAAGGCUUAGCUUUUAAAAAAAGGGAGUUUUUGGGAAAAAUUUCAAAGUCGCCCUUCCCCCUAUUUUUCACCUUCUGCGUUUCAACAAACCCUUCACCAAGUCAAUCAUGGGGGGUGUUGAAUCAAACGCGGGGGGCGAAUCUGUAUUUUUAAAAUGCCCCCCUUCCAUUACUUUGUAGCAGCCCCUAGAGCUUAUCCGAAAAAAAGCCCCUCUCUCAUUUCAAAAAAAAAAGGGGGAAAAUGUUUUUCUAGUCAUUCUGGUUAAAGUACUUUCAACAUUAUUUGGCUGAUUCCAUUCAUUUUUUUCAAUAUUUUUUUAAUUUCAAGGCUUAACUUUAAAAAAUAAAGUUUUUGUUCCUGAUAAUGCUCGAAAAAUACAAUUUUUUGCAUGAAAAUGAGGAAUGAUUCACAAAAAACUGUGAAAAUCGGUCUAUAGAAAUUUGGAAAAAAAAAGCUUAUUUUGAGGCUCUUUUUUUUUCGAAUAUAUAGCAGUUUCAAGAAGAAAGAAGAAGGGAAAGGAAAAUAAAACUUGGAUUAUUUUCCAGCGUCCCGAGCUCGUCCUCCUCGCACUGGAACCAUGGACCGCCAAGGCUACGGCUUCUGGCGGAGCCCAGAUUCCAAUUAAUCAAAUCGAAGCCCUUCUACAAAUCGUCUUCUCUCUCCAUGAAAUCAUCCCGGUUUGUUACAACCGCCAGCAAUUUAAUAAAAAGAGAUUUCAGAGCAACUUGCUUCAAUCUCCCAGAGAAGGGGUUUCGGAACGCGCCUGCCGACUUCCCUUGGCGAUUUUGGAAAAUUUGGUCCUGGAUGGAAGGUCGACGACUGUUCACGUCGUUUAUUUUGAGGUAGAGAUGAUGGAAAACAUUUAUGAGUUAUCUGAAAGAAAACGGGGAUUUCAAGUCAUUAACCUGCAAAAUUGAGGAAUUGUCGUAAAUUAAGGUGUCAGGUACGUAGAGGGUGUAAUUGGGGCGAAAAGUCGUAAAAUAGAUUUAAAAAAAAUUUUCUGAGCUAUCAAGUAGGAAUGGAAGUACUUUUUGUAUAAGUUAUUAGAAAGAAAAAAAAUUUAAAUUUUGAGCUUGCAAAAAUUGUGAAAGUGUCGUGAAUUAAAAUGUCAAGUACGUAGAGCGUGUAUUGGGGUAAAAAGCCGAAAAACAGACGUAAUAAAGUUUUGAGCUGGCAAAUAGGAUUGAAAAUGCUUUUUGUAAAGGCCUUUCAAUAGAAGAUGAAAAAAUUGAAUAUUGCCUGGAAAAUUCCUGGGAAAUUUAAAAAAGUGUCGUAAAGUUAGGUGUCAGGUACGUAGAGCGUGUAUUUAGGCGGAAAGUCAAAAAAUUAUUUUUUUUUUUUGAUUUUGCUCCUGCUCUCUUUGAAAAAAAAGAGGUUUGAUUAUCAGAAAAAGGCGUUUUCGAGUUUCAAAUUAAUAUAGUUCUCUUCAGUUGGCCUGCCGUUAUGAACGACUUCUCGCCCAGAAUCCCCAACCGGCCGUUCCUCUCAUUGCCGCCGCUUUCCUCGAUGAAAGGUUCAUAUUUUUGGUUUUUGAAAGGAAAAAGUCUUGUUUUCUCAAAAAGUUAUCUUUCUGAACGAAAGUUACAGUAAGCUGCCACGUUUCGAAAGCACAGAAAUAGGGGUUUAUUCGAAAAAGGCCACAAAAUACUGCAAAACGUGCAGAAACAGCAAAAACAAUGGUCUCGAAACGAUGUCUGGUCAAAUUUGAUUUAUGCACUUUUUUGUCACAAAAAAAAGAAAAGUAAGCGCGGGAUAAGCUAUAAUUCUCAGCUAGAGCAAGUUUCCAAGCAUUUGAAUUUGAAGAAAUACAAAAUUAGUUUUUUUUUUUUCAGAGGAAUCGCGAUUCCGGCGGUCAACGUCCGAACCCGUAUCGUCUACCUGUUCUGCCGUUUCGUCAAGGCUCAUAAAGUUGUCCUGAGUCCCCUGGUUUCGGAGGUAUUCGUUUUUUUGAAUCUAUUGGUUUCAGGUUUUUAUUGAAUUUUACUACCAGUUUUACCAGGGGUUUUUUUCAAAUUAUUAAUUAAAUAAAAAAAUUACAACGUAGGACCGUUGAAACCUGUAGAAAGAAGACCUGGAUUGACCCCUUAACUUUUUUUUGAUUUUCCUUAAAACAAGGUUUUUUAGAGGCGAACCAUAAUUUUUUCAAGCUUUGGGAGCUUCACAGAAAGACGAAGCUCGAAAAAUGCAGAAAAAGUGGAAAACCGAACAAAUAUCAAAAGUUCAGGUUGUGAAACGACUGGCGCCACUCUUAGCUGUCGCUCCAGAAUCGGAAAACUCCUCGGCGUUGUCCUCUGAUGACCAGGCUUACAUCUUCGAGGCCACGGCGACGUUGAUCGUUUUUGGAGAGCUUGAUGUGGAGCUCAAGGUGAGGGCGGUUGAAAAUGUUCAAAGGGAACUGUAAAGUUAGUAAAAAAAAAAAGGAGAAUUUGCGAAGCAAGAAAAAAAUAAUAAAAGUUGAGCUGAAAGUUUUUUUUUGCGACAUUUUGGUUGCUGCAAAAUGCAAAAAAAAAGUUGCAAAAAAUAUUUUUGAAAAAAGAUACAACUUUUUGAUCACUUGAUCCACCAUUCGGAACCUUUGAACAUCUUUUUGAGACAAAAAGUACCAGACUUGGGAAAUGACCGCUUCGCAAACCGCAACGUGGAGCCAAGGUCGCCCAAACGCGCUCUAUCGAGAAUCCGUGAAAACGAAAAAUGCUGUAUAUAAGCCGAGAAGUGGUUUAGGUGGUUCACGGUUGGCUUGAGCCGUCGAAAAAAUGGGCCCUGAAACGAUGAGAAAAGAGACAGUGUUUGGUUGGUGGAGAGCACAGACAGGUCACACCUCUUAGCGUCCCAAGCUAGCUGUGAAUCGACUAUAAAUCAAAAAAGUGUCGUCUAUGAUGCGCCUUCAAUUUAGCCCGAAAAAUUUAAAGGCGCAUGUACACGAGUAGGCUUUUCGUAUCGGAUAGAAGGAUUCUGUGGCUCGAGGGAAGUAGAAAAUUGAAACAAGCUUGCCUGUCGACGGAAUUUUUACAAUAGAAACCCAACUUUCAGUCCCAAUACUUUGGGGAGCUCGCCUCGACCCUCGCCAUCAAAUUCGAAGCCGCCGUGACGGAACUUUCCGUCGCCCGAUCUCAGUCGGCCAAGGAGGAAGAGCUGAAAAUUCUCCAGUUCAUGAGCAAUAUCAUAGCCUAUUGCAGGUUUUCAUUGAAAUCUCGUCCUCCAAAGAGUUUCAUUUUUAGCCGAAUGUCCAAGGCGUUCAACAACGUCCAGUCGAUGAAGUCGUGCAAUUGCGUCGACGUCUACUUGAAACUCCUCAAGGUAUCACUACUGGGAGUGUGUUGGGAGAAGACCAAGCGGUUCCUUGGAGCCAAAAGCAUUCAGAAUCCUGUAAAAAUUGACCAAGAGCCUUCAGAAACCUGUAAAUAUGGGCCAAGUGGCCACUCAAGGAGUCGCCUUGCCUCUGAAGAACUUGUAGCUGAGAAUGAUUUAAGUGGUCACUCAAGGGCUUCUUUUUAUAAAAGAAAAGAGUAUUGAUUAUUUUCGGAGGAGUUUCCGCUUAUGGAAGCAUAUCUAAGAGUCUUUCUGAAACUUCUCUAGGGGUCACUUGGUUAUGAGUGCUUCAGAGACCACUUAAAUAUUUUUUAAGUGACCACUUUAGUUCUUUUCAUGCGCAGAUAGCGCUCUUACAGCAAAUAAAUUUUCCAAAAACAUGGGAAAAAAAAUUUUAAUACUUGAAGUGGUUUCUGAGACAGUUUUCAUGCUCCUUUAACUGUCCGUUAAGCAUUUCUUUUAUUUUUGUUUUGUUGCUACUUAGGAACGCGAAAGUGGUCCCUAAAGAGGCAACCGUAGGGCACUCAGAGGUUUCCCUCUAGGGACCACUUCAACUCCUCCUAUAAGGGCCCUGAAGCUUGCAAAAGUGGUCCCUGUAGAGAAGCACAGGGACCUUAAAGUUAUAUCCCUCUAGGGAGCACUAUUUGUCCCUAUAGGGGCUGUUUUUUUCCAACCACUAUAGGGACCAUUCUGGCGCUCCGAAGUUUCAUACAACUUGGAAUGAAACAAAUAUUUUUUGUCCAAUUCUGAAAUAUUCAGUUGUUCUUGUCGAAUUUGAACGCUGCGAACGUAUUUAUUCUGGAAUCGGUCCGACAAUUUGCCCACCGACUUGUCGUUUGCCUCGAAGCCGAGCUUCUGCCCUACCUUCGCGAGAUUUUCGAGAAACUUGCCGAGGUUUCGAUCAGAAAUGAUCAAAAAAUGACACUGGAUGAUAUUUGCCAGGCAUCGACCGACUUGGACACGAUGAACCACUUAAUGAUCUUCUGCCAUCAAACUGUGGCAAAAUAUAAGGUUUUGAAGGGAAUUUGGGCGAUUUUACUGGAUUAAUGGGAAUUCAGAAGGACAUUCUGACGAGCGGGGUUGACAUCGGCAACGUUCUGGUGACGGCCGCCCGUUUUUCGAUGCAAGAACAGGAAAAUAUCGUCCCGGCCAAGGGUAAAUCCAUUUCUUGAGAAGCUUCAGUUUGAAACAAAUUUUGUGAUUUUUUGAACGAAGACCUCAAAAAUUGGGAAAUCCUGUUCAAAAUUGCUGAAGAUUUUGCCGCAUUUCUAUCAAUUUUUGCUCAAAAACAGCUUCUUAUUCGAUAUUCGGAGCGAUUUUGAGAUUUGUACAACAUUUUGAUUCUCAACCCUUUUUCCUACGUUUCAAAGCCACUAUGUAAGUGAUCAGUUUCGAAAAAAAAAUUGUUCCGUGUCCGAGCGUUUUAUUAGAAAUUAUGUAUUUUAAACUUGAAUGAAAUUAAGAAAAUGCAAAUUGUUCUGCAAAAAAAGGUCAUUUUUUGUCGAUUGCUCGCUCAAACUCCGCCCCUUCUGGGGCGAUUCACCAAUCAGAGAGCGACCCAUCUACAGGGCGUUUUCGAAUGACGUCAUUUUACUUUUAAUGAAAAAUCUAAACAGAUACUACUCUACAGAAUUUUUGGAGAAGGCAGUGCCUAUGCCGGCAUUCUGCAAAAAAAGCUUCAUGCAUUUUGCAAAUCAGUGCUUUGCAUUUUGCACUUUUUUUCGUCUGUACAAAAGUGAGCCCAAAAAGAAAUGCAAAAUGCGAAACAGCGCUAUUUCAAGCUUUUAAAGCCUCUUAACUCGAAAGAAAGAUCUAUCGCGAGACAUAUUUUUUUCGUGCGGCAAUCAGGAGGUCCUAAAGUAUAUAUCAGCAAAGUUUCAUGAGAAGUUCACUUUUUUUAAAAAUCCCCAUCUUGGAUGAAAGCUUCGCUUCCAAAUGUCAACUUUUCUUUCUCAGAUGACAGUCAAAGGGCACUCGUCUACGUUCAGCGCUCCUUCGUUCAACUUCUACACGCGGUCAUCGUCAACGACUGCUGGCCAGCCCUUCAGAAUUGUACUUUUCUCAUGAUAUCCCCGAGAUAAUUGACCUCUUCCCAGCCAACGGCCUCCUCGACGGACUCCUGGAGACGACGAUGCGACUGGCCAUGUCCGGAGACCAGACGUCGCAGAAGCUCGCCCUGGCGACGCUCGCGAGGGCGACACAGAAGUCGCCGGCCUGGUCCCAGCGAACACUGCGCGUCGCCCUCGAGGUGCCCGCCCUGCCGCACAUCACGCCGUCGGACGCCGGCAGCACAUUGGUGAUUUUCGGAGUUUUAGUGAGAGCAUAUAGUCAAAAAUUGAUGAUUAGAACGAUUGAGAGAAGCACAUUUUCUAAGAAGAUUCUUUUUUUUCAUUCUUUUUUGGGGUCCCUUGGGCGGCGAUUCCUUCUCAAAAGACGCCUAAAUCCACUCAAGUGACCACUAGAUGAUAAACAAAUAUUUGGAAACCUGACUGUGAGUCGAAAAUAAAUCGUUCGAAAAUGGAAAUAAAGUUGGAAUGAAACCGGAAAUAGAGUUUUUCUCUGCAAACUGAUCUUUAAAAAAGUACGAAACUGUUCCAGGUUGUCCACGAGGCCUGCGCGACCCUCCUGACCUUGUUCGGAAGCGAUCCGACCGGCUUUUCGCAGGCCGUUCGCGAGCUUCUGCCUUCUCCGUUCAGCGACCAGCUGAUCAACGCCUUGUCCACCCUCAAGGGAAAGAAUCUGGACAAAGAGGUAUCCAAUAACCAGAAAAAAUCAAUGAAAAGGUCGAUUUCCAGGUGAUGAACAUGUACGUCCAACUGAAAAGCCGACAGCAGCAGCAACGGCAGCAAAUUGCUUAA
Caenorhabditis auriculariae is the source of this 6820-nucleotide messenger RNA. Lineage: Eukaryota; Metazoa; Nematoda; Chromadorea; Rhabditida; Rhabditidae. The record is from the annotation of a GenBank genome assembly.